CUGAUCGGUUCUCGUGCACUCCCGGAAGUGCCGGUGUGCGCAUGUGUGGAGGGACCAUGUGUGCAUGUGUGAUCAGUUUCUAGCAUUUUCGUCCUUCAGGGUGAGGGUGACGCAAGGGAAAACCACUUUGCUUCAAAAUGGCGAGAGCACUGAAGAGCUUCAUUCCACUGUUUGACCGGGUCUUAGUGCAGAAAUUUGCAGCCGAGACGACAACAAAAGGGGGCAUCAUGCUUCCCGAGAAGGCGGUCGGAAAAGUUCUGGAUGCGACGGUGGUCGCUGUCGGACCUGGAUCACGGAAUUCUAAAGGUGACCUCGUGGCAUGCAGUGUGAAACCAGGAGACAGAGUGCUGCUCCCAGAGUUUGGAGGCACCAAGCUCAAACUAGAAGACCAGGAGUAUCAUCUCUUCAGGGACGGAGACAUUCUUGGCAAAUUCUUAGAGUCCGACAAAUAAUGAUAAGACAUGAUAAGGUCCCAUCACUGUACAACUUUGUUCCAUGUCAGAGAAGAGAAUAUGUGUAGGUGUAUGAAUGUGGUAUACUACUAGUCUGGUAUUGAGAAAAAAGAAAUACAUGUAUGAACAUUUGAAGACAUAUGCCAAUAUUGUCAAAUUCUGAAAGAGUAGAAGACACCCACAAGGGAAGAGAAAAUACCUGGAAGUACAAC
Messenger RNA from Branchiostoma belcheri (Belcher's lancelet), 664 nucleotides. RefSeq names its product 10 kDa heat shock protein, mitochondrial-like. Gene Ontology annotation, molecular function: protein folding chaperone; ATP binding; protein-folding chaperone binding. The record is from RefSeq and is a predicted model, not a curated record. The transcript is spliced from 4 exons. Gene Ontology annotation, cellular component: mitochondrial matrix. Bases 138 to 452 code for a protein of 104 amino acids. NCBI's taxonomy places the organism in Eukaryota, Metazoa, Chordata, Leptocardii, Amphioxiformes, Branchiostomatidae.